AUGGCACUUACUUUACUGCGACAAAAACACGAGCUAACGAAACCACUUCCGCUUCCUCUUUUUUCCCUUUGUUUUUCCUUUCCCUUCCACCGCUUUGUUUUUAUAGGGCCGGCGACGCCGAGAGAAUGGCGUUCUCAAGAGGGCGUACGCGGACGUCAUCCUGAACACGAUGAAGAGUCGGCCGUCAGGAUUUUGGCGGCGGAGCGCCGGACGCUACAGUGGAAGCAGAGCUCGUCGCUCGUCAAGGAAGAUUCUGUUUCCCUAAUUCUUCGACUCAAGGCUCUCAUGGACUCUAGGAUUAAAGAGACAGAAUCAGUAAACUUAUCACAAGCAACAAGAAUUCAAGAGCUUGAAGUUCAGCUCCGCGAGGCGAACCAUACAAUUCGUCGUUUAAAUUCUAAACUGCAGAAUGUUAGUUCUGAACUGGAGACCCAGAAGAGUGAUAAAAGUGAGUCUCUACAAGGUAAAGACACAGAUGAUCGCAUCAGUUUGCAGAAAAAUAACCCUGAUGAAGCUGCAUCGAGUCAGGAAACUGUACCUCAUAGCACCUAUGCUAAAUAUUCAAACCAAAAGGAGCCUACAAAAGAUUCGACUGCAUCUGAUGAUUCUACUGGCAUUCCUGAUUUAGUGUCCUUGAUAUUGAGAAACAAGGAGCCAGAGCCUUUUAGGAAUGAAAUGUGUUGGAGUGAAAUGUGUUGACUGAUAGAGAUCUGCCUGCUGAAAGACAAUGCCCAGACCUUUAAUGUAAAGCAAGAAGCUGCAAUAUGUGAGAAUGAACUAGAUGAAAAGUACUGGAUUGGAGACCUAAUCCUGGCAGCCGAAAUGCUAAUAGAGGUUGCAAAAUCACUUGAUUCAGAAGAAGCACACUUGAUUCAGAAGAAGCACAACAAGGAAACAAAUUCGAAAUCAACACAGUGUUUGGUUUGUACUCAGCGUUUGGUUUGUCCCAUUUUCAUUUUCAUUUUCAGAAAACGCGUGUUUUUUGUUUUUUAGAAAAUGAC
This is a messenger RNA of Zingiber officinale, 1001 nucleotides long. RefSeq lists its product as uncharacterized. Bases 1 to 699 code for a protein of 232 amino acids. The record is from RefSeq and is a predicted model, not a curated record. The transcript has 4 exons. Lineage: Eukaryota; Viridiplantae; Streptophyta; Magnoliopsida; Zingiberales; Zingiberaceae.